UAUAGAGCAACACUUUGCACAGACGACUAGAGACCCGUUGGCAGUUGUGAGCAGUGUUGCGUCCUGUCGAAAAUGAAGCUCUUCGUCGCGCUCUUGGCUGUCGGGCUGCCUGUCCUGGCCGCCGCCCACUCCUGGAUCGUCUGUACGGACUACCUGGAGAACAACGGCUGGUACUGGGAUGCGGCUAAGUGUCGGGCCUGGCCGAGAAAUGCACAGAGGUACAACCUUCGUGACAGAGUGUUCGGGACUUCUGGUGGUUAUGUGCACCGUCUUGACGACCAUCCCGAGCUUACUCCCCUGUGUAACGACCCGAGAGAUGAUGCCAACGGUUACCAGCUACCCAUGGCUGCCUACUACCUGGGACAGAAGGUGGUCAUCAACCAUCCAACAAACAACCACGUCAGUGACGCACAGUGUAACAUGAGAGGCCGUGCGGACACCGAGAACCUGAUGUUUGUGGUGGACGGAGACGAGGACCCCUGCUGUAUCGACUCGGACAAACUCAUCCAAAUCAUGGACAUGGGGGUGUCGCCUUACAACCAUGGUGAUGUACACUUUAGCGAUGAGUUCCUCUCGACCUAUCCGAAGCCUGGUUUCCAAAAUGCGCCCAAGUACUGUGAGGAUCCCGAAGACGCCAUGGGAACCUACAACUUCACUAUUCCUAUGGACAUGAAACCAGGUCGUCACACCUUCGUCUGGAAGUGGAUCCGUGUCCCCGAAGUCAACCCCUUCACCACCUGCUGGGAGGCUGACGUGUUUGCUACGAAGGCCGAGAGGGACCACCACUACCUGCAUACGGGCCGGACCACGGAGGACAUGUGGGACUUCUAUGAAAUCAACACCAUCGUGGACGGGGUGAUCGUGGAUCCGGUUGAUCCUGUGGACCCGAUCAUCUCUGGCUGAGCAAGAGCCAAAGUCUUGUUGGGGAAUAAACAUUUCAGAGAGAUGUUUCAAAAUA
This is a messenger RNA of Branchiostoma floridae (Florida lancelet), 958 nucleotides long. RefSeq lists its product as uncharacterized. The record is from RefSeq and is a predicted model, not a curated record. NCBI's taxonomy places the organism in Eukaryota, Metazoa, Chordata, Leptocardii, Amphioxiformes, Branchiostomatidae. The coding region runs from base 73 to 903 and encodes 276 amino acids. The transcript is spliced from 6 exons.